Messenger RNA from Rhagoletis pomonella (apple maggot), 6291 nucleotides. Its product is annotated as serine-rich adhesin for platelets. Bases 371 to 5998 code for a protein of 1875 amino acids. The record is from RefSeq and is a predicted model, not a curated record. Gene Ontology annotation, biological process: protein dephosphorylation. Lineage: Eukaryota; Metazoa; Arthropoda; Insecta; Diptera; Tephritidae. Gene Ontology annotation, molecular function: protein tyrosine phosphatase activity. The transcript is spliced from 4 exons.
UUGCAGUUACCAUAAAGGUCAAAACGAUUUGAAUACAUUAAAUGCGCCAAUUUGAAACUACUUUGAAGACAACGAUAAAAGAAGCCUCGACUGCGCAAGCGCCACGCUGUGUAGAGACUUAUGAGCGCCCAAAAUGGAAACAUGGAAUGCCAGCAAACAAUUACGAAAAACUGAAAAGCAAUUACAACAGAAGCGGUAAAAACCAAGUCAGCGUAGAGAGUAUCAAAAACAACAACGGACGACUGGGCUGGGAAAAGGAACGGGAAACGAAAUUAAAAUUUGGAAAAGUUCAACUAAGCCUUUGGAAACCGAAUAUAGAAGAGCCGUAAACGUGCACUAAUUCUCUCCACCCCCAAAAUUAAAUGCCAAAAUGCCAAAGCGAUUUACAACCACACUAUUUGAGUUACUCAUUUUUGGACUGUUUGCACAAGUUUUUGCAGGCGUCUUGUCACCCGCACAAAUAUUGCGGCAACCAACGCAACCAUCAUUCGAUGACGCGGUGGAGAAUUCAAAGGCCGUCACUGCCAGUGACCGUGACAUUGCCGCCGUGGUGGCAGCGACAGCAACCGAUCGGGGCGUCAGCUAUAGCGACGAUCAAAUCAAAUUGAAACUAAAGUCAGUAGAAGGUAUCGCCGCCAAUGCAAACACAGCUGACGCGGGCGGUGAAAGUGAAAGCAAGCGAGUGGAAAAAAGCACAAAGUUAUUACCUGCAUUGGGUAAUAAUCACACAAGCGCAGGUGAGCACAAGUCAAGCGAAAAGUUAAUACUGAAUCGGGUGGAAAGUCAUGAGACGGACAGUGCGAAUGGGCAAGAAGAAGCCAAAACGGUUGAGGGUAAAAGAGAGGAAGAGGAGGAGAGGGAGAGGGAAAGUCAGGAUGAACGCGAUUCAGAGGAGGCGGCGAAUAAGCAUUUGGGCGCAAACAAUGCUGUUGCAGAACAGCAAAUAGUGAGCAACAAGCAUACAGGUGGCGUCUUUAGUCAAGCGGAUGAGACGGCAGAAAAGUCGCGGACCCGCGAAACCUUAAAAACGCAUGUCAACAACGGUUUGGAUGAAUUGGCGCUACGACUUAAUAAUGAAAAGACAAAAAGCAAUGAAUUUACGGAGGUCAAAGAUGAGCCUCCAGCAACAACCGAGGGUAUCUUAAAAGAUGUAGAAGAUGUAGCAGUGAAGGUUAGCAAAGCAACAACUGAUCGUCCGAUCACAAGUGAAGAUCGUACUGAGGAUGCUGGAAAAAGCGUGGCGAGUGUAGCGGAAAGCAGACACAAAGCAGAGAGCUUAGAUGAAGCCAGCGAAACAAUGGGCCGUUCAAUGGAUGCAGUACAGAGUAGCGAAAAUAAGUUGGAAGCAGCUUUUGGGGAGAAGGCGCUCAGCGAAGAAAUGCGAGGAAAGGAAAUUAUGGUUACAUCCAUGCCAAAACCAAUAUUAGCAACUAAAAGUGGUACUGAAGAAACUGUAAGCUCACUUGGAAAAGGGGAAAAUACCGGCAUGGAUUUGGAAGCAACAACCAAACCGGACCAGCCAACUCAAAAUAAACACCAAAUAAAUCAAACCGAAACAGAUGUCCCCGCGCAGCAGCAGCUGCUGCAGCAAAAGGCGCAAGCAGCCGAAAUAGACCUGCAGCAGCAGCCACGUUCAAGCGCAGCUGUCACGAUCGAGGCUGAAACUGAUACGAUGACAACAACAGCAGCCGAAGAGAUGAUGCACACACAAGAAGAAGUUGCCAAUCAGUCGCAUAUUAGCAGCAGCACUUCCUCAGCCGAGAAGCGAGGCAAAUUCAUCAGCGGCAAUUCGACAAAUUCGCGAAAUAUGAAUUUGCCUGACGCGCCGGAGGUUUGGUCCCUCGCAGGUAUGAGAAUGGUGCCCAAAGUAAUGCAUAACAACGGCACGUCCACGCAGGUCACCGAUGAGAGCAGAAGCAGUGCGAAUUCUCGUUGGCAACUAAAUGAAAUCGUAACCACUGAGCGCACGCCGAAUGUGAGCAGUUACAGUGAGAAAAAUUUGUUAGACUGGACGAAAGUAAUGGGAAUGCGUGGCGAGUUGGAAACACACGACGCUGUGGAAAGAAAUCACAUAACAGAGGGAACGUUGGAAGAGGAUGGAAUAGAGACAGGGAAGGAGCCAAAGACAGACGUGCCUUUGCAGGCGCUGCUAGAGAAUUGGCGAACUGAGGGACCUUCUCAGAUCGAGCACAGUACCAAAAACAAUGAGUCCACAUUCCUACAGACUACCGAAGGCAACGCCAAGUUGAAUGUAAGCGAAAAGUCCACCGUCACAUAUGUGAUGAAUGAAAUUGACACACUUCAAACCAUAGCAGCAACAACAACAACAAUAGCACCUACUGGUUUAACCAACACACAAACGCCAUUAGCAAAUGACUCCCCCUUAUCAAUUGAUAAGAAUAAUAAGCAUGCGGAUUUUAUAGCCACCAUUGUGGCAGCUGACGUUGGAGAGUCGCUGAAUAAUUCAUUGUUGUCGUCGACUGCGUCCACUGAAUCACCCACGCAGCGUCAGAGCGCUGACCCAACAGCUGUAGGAAAUUUGAGCGCAGUUGUGGAGAGCAACACACAACAGCAGGCAAGCGAUGAUUUCAAUUUCAUUGUUACGUCAACGACGCCAGUGGCAGUGGUGUGGAAGGAAGCCGACACAGCGGCAGCUAACGUAAAAACAUCGGCAAUAACAACAACGGCUGCGUCGCUCCCAGUUGAGCAGUCAACCUCGACGACAUCACCCUCCCACAGCGACGCGUCGGCAACACCAAAGCUUUGGGCAAAUGCAACGGCACUGGAGACGCAACCUGAGACGACACUAGCUACGCUGCUGAGUAAAGUUAACGCGGGCGUCAACGCUACAGAACGGAAAGUCGUUGUCAGCAGCAAUGACAGCAGCAUACACGACGUUACACUUGAACAGCAGGCGAGCCCAGAACACGAAACGCUAAGCAACGAGACCGAAACAGGGACUGCGACUGAGGAGCAAACGCCAUUGCUUACAGUUAGUGAGCUACCGUCUAGCGAAACGCACGGCUCGACAAGUGCAGGCGAGCAAAAAUCGAACGCGAACGUGAAUGCAAACGCGAAUGCGACCGUGGAAACGGGUGCGGGCAUUUGGACGCAAAACCGAACGCCAAAUGUUGCCACGGAAACUACCACAGAAAGUAGUAACAUUGCAACAACGAGCACAAUUAAUUUUUUAAACAACACCACUACGACAUUGUCAACCGAUUUGGUGGAAACAAAUGCCAGUGCAAAACCAAGUGAAGUGCCCACACUGACAGUAACCGAAAGAGCAACAACAGCGCCAACAACAACGGAAGUUGGCCAAAUUGGUAAUGAAGUGGAAUUAGAAGCACGCACUGUGCGCAUUUCUGUCGCAGCGGAGGGACAAACUGACGCACCGACAGCGACUUUGAAUACCGAUACAGGUUCAAGUACAAUCGAAGUGGUGGAAGAGACGGCGACGGCGAUUGAUGAGGCUAGCGCAACCGCAACAACUGUGUCGUCCAUAAAUGAGUUAUUAAUGCCAGUGAACGUAACAACGACCAUUCCAACAACAAAUACAACAUCAGUGCCAAUUACGACAACACCAACGCGCGCAGCAGUGGAACCAGUUCUAUAUGAGGCAACAACCCUUAAAAGCGACGAAAGCGUAAACGACGAAACAACAACGACCACAUCAAUCCCAUUGGAAACAAUAACAGUGCAGGCAACUGGGUCAGUGCACGCUAAUAGCGCUGCCACCACUACGGCAACGCCUGUCGAUUUUCGAAAUCACACAGCUGAGGCGGCGGUGGAAGGUGCACAUGACACAGAAAGCUCAAUCGAAACGAAUGUCAUCGAUCAGCUGGACAAGACGACAGCGAAAAUAAGUGAGACAAGCGCUACGAAGCCAACAAAUAGCACUGAAAGUAGCGUAGCGCCAGCAAUAUCGACAACUGAAGUGGCGUUCGCUAAGGAGAACGCUGGACUAAAAGGUGAGGCUGAUGCUUCGCAGACUGUGACUAUUUCCGGUACGAGUAAUGAAACAUUGUUACCCGGCAUGCAGGACGCAGACAGGACAACAACAUCCACUACAACUACUACCGACACCUCUGCCACUACAACCACCACAAUGGCUAAUAUACUCUUGAGCACGAAUAGCACACCUGUAUGGCUGGCUCCUGAGUAUAGUAAUUUUUCGACCAGCGACACAACAACCACCGAGCCGCCGCUCAUCAACCUGCUUGACGAUUCGUCGACACCAAGAACAACGACGCCAAUAGCUAUACCCAAUCAGUCGACAGCAACUAUCUCCAGUAUUGGCGUCAAACCACAAGAAGUCUACACGGUAUUCUCCACCACCGAGGGCACCACCACCACCGUCAGCACCAGCACUGCCGCCAUUGCUCCUUUAGUGCCAAUGUUAAGCUCGACCACCGCGGCUGAUGCGCCUUUGGAAACGUCUACAUCCACAUACAUGCCCGCAGUUGUCACCAGUACCAUUGCCACGGCAAUAACAACAACAAUUCUUCCUCCCACGCUGCAUGCCGCUAUCGGCGAAGGUGCUAGCAUCGGCGGCGGAGGCGGUGCGCCCACUCACCUGCCUGACAUGAUCAAUGCCGGCAUGCGUCCGAAUCCCAGCGAUGCCAACGAGACGGACGUGAAUGUCAUCAUCGCCAUUACGGUUAGCAUUAUUGGUGUGGUGGCGCUCAUAUUGCUCGUCGCUUUCCUCUAUCUAAUGCGCAAGCGUCAGAAACAGAUGUCCUAUGGUCAACGUUGCCGGCCGGUGAGUUUGGAUGCCUACAGUUUGGAUAAUGUCUCUGUGUUGGGUAGUGUGCGGCGGAAAGGUGCUUCACGCGCUUCAAAACGCUCUUACGGUAAUAUUGCCUUCGAUGAUCCAUCGUUGCGGCACAAUGCGCUUACCGCCGCUGAGCUGGCCAAAUUUGUAGAGCGUCGGUCGAGUAUUUUCGAGGAAUUUAGGGAUGUGCCGCAAAUUAUUGCGCGUGCAGAUGAAGUACCGCCAGGCUGUGAAGAUAAGAAUCGAUAUGCCAAUGUAAUACCGCUUCCUGAGACGCGUGUCGUACUACAGCAGCUUGGAGACGACGAUAAAACGGAAUAUAUCAAUGCCAAUUAUGUCAGGGGUCCCAAGGACGCCCCGAAUUACUAUAUCGCAACUCAGGCCCCACUCGAGACAACAGUGGUCGAUUUCUGGCGCAUGAUUUGGGAACAACAAUCACGCGUAAUCAUACAAGCAACCGAUCUCUAUGAGAAUGGCAUUGAGAAGUGUGCCGAGUACCUGCCACCCUCGGUGACAUUGGACAAUCACACAACCUAUGGUGACUUCCAAAUAACAUUGAAGCAUCGUGAAGUCAAGGAUAAAUAUGCCAUAUCGACGUUGAUGCUCAAGAACACAGCCGAAAAUAUGAGUCGCGAACUCACACACUACUGGUAUAAAUGGCCCGAAACGGGUGUGCCCAGCGAAGAGGCGCCCAUUAUUGCAAUGCUAUUAGAGGCGCGCUCAUCUCUCAAAGGUUAUGUCAACGAAGUGCGCGAAAAGAGUUCGAAUGCGGAGCGCGAGUCAAAUGCUGACGGUGAAGUAACCUCGAAUGGCAAUGGUGUCACCGUUAUAUCGAUGGAGGAUGUGGGGCAACAAAAAACAACCGAAACAGGACGUGCGAAUGGAGCAGCUACAGAGAAUGGAGGAGGAGGAGGAGGAGGAGGUGCGGAAAUAAAUGGCAAUGUUUCAAUAGCGGAUAAAGUGAAGGGUACGACGUUAAGGAAUCAAGGUCCCUUAACGAUUCACUGCUCUCCAGGUACUGGACGCACCGGCACCAUCAUCGCCUGUGACAUGGCCAUACGAAAUUUGGAGACACCAAAGCGUUCUGUUGACAUUCCACAAAUUGUUUACUAUGUGCGGAGGGGUCGGGCGAGCGCUGUUCAAACUAAGGAACAAUACGAAUUUAUUUACAAAGUGGCGCAUAUGUACGCGACGAAGAUCACAAAUCUAUCAAAUGAUAACUGAGGUGGCAUUGAUCGAUGCUUAACGGAUUGCAUAUAAAAAUAUACAAUUAAUUGCCUUCAGUAGUACCACUAAAUACAUUCAUACGUGUACAUUAUAUUUAAUAUUUAAGUGUGAAUGUAGGCUUAUGUCAUUGUAUGGACCAUAUUACUUGAUAAUACUUUUUGUUGUGUGCUCCGAAAAGCCUAGCAAGUUUUAAGAUCCUUAUAACGCAUGACUUAUGUAUGUACAUGUGCUAGCUAUAUGUGUACAUACAGUAUUGGCCAUAUCUAUAGCACCCCCAUUUCAAAGUGAUA